Molecule: messenger RNA, 1134 nt
Organism: Vombatus ursinus (common wombat)
Lineage: Eukaryota; Metazoa; Chordata; Mammalia; Diprotodontia; Vombatidae
Gene: ACTL10
Product: actin like 10
Exons: 1
Coding region: 1-1134 (377 amino acids)
Source: RefSeq, a predicted model, not a curated record
AUGGGCAGGAUAGCCGUGGUCAUUGACAAUGGCAGUGGCUUCACCAAGGUAGGUUUUGCUGGGGAGAAAAAGACCCGAUUUAUCCUGAAGACUGCCAGCUGUUUGCCCAACUGUGCCACUGCCAUGCGGGGCAUGCCUUGUAGCCUGGAUGCCUGGGGCACAGCGCCAGGCCGAAGUCGCCCCUUGAAACAUGGGGUCAUAGUGGACUGGGAAUCCAUGGAGAGCUUGUGGCACCACCUCUUUGCUUGUGGCCUAAAGACCAGCCCUAAAAACUGGCCCAUCCUCAUGAGCGACUCACCCACCAGCCCACCCAAGAAUCGAGAGAAGGUGACUGAGCUGAUGUUUGAGACUUUCUCAGUGCCAGCUUUUCACAUGGCCAGCACAGGUCUACUGGCUCUGUGCUCUGGGGGGAGCCUCAGCGGGUUGGCAGUAGAAGCUGGGGCAGAGGUGUGCCAUGCCACGCCCAUCUAUGCUGGCCACACGUGGCACAAGGCCACGUUCCGACUUGAUCUGGCCGGGGCGGCCCUCUCUAAAUAUUUUCAUAGACUGCUCCUGAAGGCCUGUCCUGACCCGAGGCUGCAAGCCCUUCCCCGGCGAACCGUCACCAUGCUGAAGAAGCAAUGCUGCUACGUCUCCCUAGAUUAUGAGGCAGCCCUGCGUACCCCUACACCCCAACUUCCCUCGGCAUGCUUCUGCAAGGCUGAUGGCUGCCCAGUGACCCUGACUGAUAAGUGCUUCCACUGCCCCGAACCCUUGUUCCAGACAAGUCUGCUAGGCCACAACUCUCCAGGCCUGUCCAGCCUGGCUUUCCAGGCCCUGCAGGCAGUGCCAGAAACCAUCCGGCCCAAGUUGGCAGCCAAUGUGUUAGUGGCAGGGGGCUCCACGCUCUUUCCUGGCUUUCCUCAGAGGCUGAGCCUGGAGCUGAAGGCCCUGUGCCAGAAGCAGCAACAGUGGCCAGCAGUGAGCUCAGGGACAGUGUUGAAUCCACAGCUGGUGGCCAAACCCGAGCGGGGCCUGGCCACCUGGGUAGGAGGCUCUCUGGCAGGUUCACUCCACUCCUUCCAUCGACUAUGGGUAACACGUGCCAUGUAUGAAGAGCAAGGGGCAGGCUGCGUGCACGCGGUAUUUGAUUAA